Fraxinus pennsylvanica is the source of this 852-nucleotide messenger RNA. The record is from the annotation of a GenBank genome assembly. NCBI's taxonomy places the organism in Eukaryota, Viridiplantae, Streptophyta, Magnoliopsida, Lamiales, Oleaceae.
AUGAAAAAUAUAGGAGGGCUGGUGUAUCGAGCAAUCCGCUCUAGCAAUAAUAACAAUAUACUGUUAUCAAAACCCUACAAAUCAAAUGGCGCUGCACGAGGAUUGUGCGUAUAUCUUGUAUCCCAUCGACUACCUUUUUCUUCUUCUUCUUCUUCUUCAAGAAAUCAGCCCGAUUUAGCCUCGUUGAAAUCUUCUUUACGCCCCUUUCAAUGGAAUCAUUUCCAAGGGCAGAGAAGGACCAUGUUUAUCCAGACGCAAUCAACUCCUAAUCCCUCAUCACUUAUGUUUUAUCCUGGAAAGCCUGUUAUGGAGGCGGGGAGCGCGGACUUUCCAAAUGCACGUUCUGCUAUGAAUUCUGCACUGGCGAAAGCCCUCUUCGGAAUAGAUGGAAUUACUAGGGUUUUUUUCGGAUCAGAUUUUGUAACCGUGACUAGGUCAGAAGACACUUCAUGGGAUUUUCUAAAACCCGAAAUCUUUGCAGCAAUAAUGGAUUUUUAUUCCUCGGGGCAGCCAUUAUUCCUUGAUUCAAAUACUGCAGCUUCCAUGGACACAGCUAUCCAUGAAGAUGAUUCAGAGACUGUUGCAAUGAUCAAAGAACUGUUGGAGACUCGUAUCCGUCCAGCAGUACAAGAUGAUGGUGGGGACAUCGAGUAUCGAGAAUUCAAUCCAGACACGGGAAUAGUUAAACUAAGGAUGCAAGGAGCAUGCAGUGGCUGCCCUAGCUCGUCCGUUACUCUGAAAUCUGGCAUCGAGAACAUGCUAAUGCAUUAUGUACCCGAAGUCAAAGGUGUCGAGCAGGAAUUCGAUGCUGAAGAUGAAGAUCCAUCGUUAAUUGGAUCGGCUCACGAGUAA